This is a messenger RNA of Neltuma alba, 1188 nucleotides long. RefSeq lists its product as uncharacterized. NCBI's taxonomy places the organism in Eukaryota, Viridiplantae, Streptophyta, Magnoliopsida, Fabales, Fabaceae. Bases 1 to 1188 code for a protein of 395 amino acids. Gene Ontology annotation, molecular function: protein binding. The record is from RefSeq and is a predicted model, not a curated record. The transcript is spliced from 6 exons.
AUGAUGAAGAUAGGAAGAUGGAAUACGUGGGAAGAGCUAUUGUUGGGUGGAGCAGUUCUUCGUCAUGGAACUCAAAAUUGGCACAUCGUUGCUUCAGAACUCCAAACUCGAACUCCCUCUUACGUUUUUACUCCUCAGGUUUGUAAGGCUAAGUAUGAAGAUUUAAAAGAGCAAUAUUCUGCGGCUUGCUCGACUUGGUUUGAGGAGCUUACAAAGAAAAGAGUAGCAGAGUUGAAGAGAGCUUUGGAACUCUCUGAAAAUUCAAUUGGCUUUCUGGAAUCAAAAAUUAAAUCCCUCAAGCCUGAGACCAACAAGAAAGAAAGCGAUAAUUCUUGCGGUGGGCAAAAUAAUAAUAAUAAUUAUUGCACAGAAGAGACGAUACCAAAAGAUCAUGAGUUAUCUUCUGGGAGUUUCACGCACAGAAACACAGAAAACUUCUCUCCUGAGGCUGAGAAUCAAGAGAUCAUGUUAGAGACAAAGCCUGCUGGAGUUGCAGGCUGUUGUCAUGAGUACGAGAAAGCUUCAAAUAGUGCAGCAGACUUGUCGGCAUGUUAUUGUUCUGCCAACGUAGGACAAUUUCAAUGGAGUAAUCUGAAGACGAGGAGUGGGAAGAGGAAGAGGAAGGAUUAUAGCAGCUCAAGUUCACUCACACUUGGCAGUGUGAGGGACAGUGAGUCUUUGUCGGACACAACUUCAUCAGAUGACAAUGAUGAUGUCGUGUCUGGUUUUGAAGAAUUUUCAACCAGCAACAACUGUAAUAAUCAAAGUUUAAACGACGAAGUGGAAUACUUGCUCUCCAUUUUCGACUCUAUGGUGGAAAAUAAAGCUGCUUCUGUUUUUAAACAUCGCUUGUAUAGUCAGAAGACACGCAGGUACGAGAAGAUGAUCAGGAGGCACAUGGAUUUGGAUGCCAUAAGAUACAGAAUCAGCACCAGAACCAUAAAAUCAAGAACGGAGCUUUUCGUAGACCUACUUGUUCUCACCAACAAUGCUCUUGUCUUCUACCCCAAGACCACUGGUGAGUACCAAUCUGCCCUAAUUCUCAGAGACCUUGUAACCCAGAAACUCAGUAACUCACUCGAUCUUCAAGAUUUUACGAUCAAAUCAUCAUCCGUAGCGACCCAAAAGUAUAAUCAUCAUAAGGUCUCUGAAAAAAUAUCGAUGGACACAGCUUCAAAGAAAUACUGA